Aspergillus wentii DTO 134E9 is the source of this 1019-nucleotide messenger RNA. RefSeq lists its product as uncharacterized. NCBI's taxonomy places the organism in Eukaryota, Fungi, Ascomycota, Eurotiomycetes, Eurotiales, Aspergillaceae. The record is from RefSeq and is a predicted model, not a curated record. The transcript is spliced from 6 exons. Bases 34 to 936 code for a protein of 300 amino acids.
CGGGCGUGGAGCUGACAGACAGACACUGCCAUCAUGGAAGCUGGUGAUGACGGAUACCUGCGACACAACCUGAAGCAUGUGGUCAUCACAGCGACGUGUUUUGCUUUUGUCUUGUCGACGGUGUCAGUGGGGCUGCGCAUUCUGUCGAGACGGAUGGUGAGGAGUGGUUUGUUUAUGGAUGACUUUCUGAUCAUGUUGGCUUUGGUCUUUGAAUUUGGCAUUUGCGCUGCUGGUGUUGUCUUGUUGUACAAUGGCCUCGGAGUGCACAUUUCUGAAGUCCCUCCCAACCAACUCACCAUCUAUCUCAAGACCCUCGCCUCCGGCUCUUUCCUCUACACCCUCUGCGUCGCCUGCAUCAAACUCUCCAUCCUGGCCCUCUACAAACGCCUCUUCCCCAUCAAAUUCAUGGUCAACUCGGUGAACUUCGUCGCCGCCCUCCUCGUCCUCUGGGCCUUUGGCGUCUGUCUCAUCGGCGCCGUCACCUGCAUCCCGUUUGAGAAAUUAUGGAAUCCCAUGAUUCCCGGUGGCUGCAUCGAUCUGCCCAAGUUCUACUACGGCUCGCAGGUGCCGAAUAUUGUUUCUGACGCCGUCAUUCUCGUCAUGCCCAUGCGGGUCGUGUGGUUGCUGCCGAUAUCGAACAAACAGAAGACGCUGUUGUCGGGGAUUUUCGUGCUGGGGUUUUUAACCCUCAUCUUCGAUAUCGUCCGUCUGGUUACGCUCAUCCAGCUAUCUGAAAAAGGAAACGAUGUGACAUACAACCAAGUCCCAUCCAGUGUGUGGACAUGCAUCGAGCCAGCCGUCGGCAUCACCGCAGCCUGUCUAUCGAACAUGCGCCCUCUCUGGGCCCUGUUCACCAAGAAGUACUGGACAGCGCCGGAUUCGACGUCGCGAGGAAGCGCCGUCAAGGAGACGCUGGCUGAGUAUCAGGGGAGGUGAUAUUUGUAAUGUUUAUGUAUAUAUGAUAUGUAAUUUAAUUGAACUGUUCUAUCUGUCAAUCUUGAAGCUUAUUCCACCGUCGA